Gossypium raimondii (Peruvian cotton) is the source of this 654-nucleotide messenger RNA. Its product is annotated as transcriptional regulator SUPERMAN. The record is from RefSeq and is a predicted model, not a curated record. The transcript is spliced from 2 exons. Bases 1 to 654 code for a protein of 217 amino acids. Lineage: Eukaryota; Viridiplantae; Streptophyta; Magnoliopsida; Malvales; Malvaceae.
AUGGCGCGGCAGCGCCUGCCUCCCACUCUUCACGCCUCCUCUCCGAUCCCACCCUGGUCAUGUCUGCCUAACCCUAACUUAAUGCCUGCCUUGUGCAUGUGGAACCCUAAGGCUCAACCUCAAGCUGCAGACGAUGUAUCCUGGGAGGUUAGGGCCUUUUCAGAGGACAUAGGUAAUGUUUUGGGCACAACUUGGCCGCCAAGGUCUUAUCCUUGCUCUUUCUGCACAAGGGAAUUCCGUUCGGCUCAAGCCCUUGGAGGUCACAUGAACGUGCACCGCCGUGACAGGGCUCGCCUUCGCCAAACGUACCCUGCAACUUCAUCAAUAUUAUCUGCUACUGCUAUUUCCUCGUCUAACCUCUUAAUCCCGACCCAACAUUUCCCCCAGAGUGCCGGCUUUUGGGUCCUCCACCACCAUGAUGGGGUUCCCACUUCUCAACCUAUGAAUGCAUGCUCCAUCGAUUCACCUUCCACCCUUGUCUCUAUUUCACCAUAUCCCCCUCCGGUAAUGCCUCCCAGGUUCAGUCAUUUUUCUUCUCUCUAUUACAGUAAUCUUAAUGGUGGGAGCAAUGCUGGCGGCAUCAGCUUCAGGGAAACAUCCAUUGAAGAGCUUGAUCUAGAGCUUCGGCUAGGGCAUCCACCACCAACAUCUUGA